This is a messenger RNA of Pungitius pungitius (ninespine stickleback), 2395 nucleotides long. RefSeq names its product neuronal migration protein doublecortin-like. The transcript has 7 exons. The record is from RefSeq and is a predicted model, not a curated record. Gene Ontology annotation, cellular component: microtubule; microtubule organizing center. NCBI's taxonomy places the organism in Eukaryota, Metazoa, Chordata, Actinopteri, Perciformes, Gasterosteidae. Bases 268 to 1305 code for a protein of 345 amino acids. Gene Ontology annotation, biological process: intracellular signal transduction.
GCUCCUCCAGCGAGGCUCUCAGACUGAAGCAGACAAAGGCGAGGGGAAGAGACGGCGAGCCGCUAUCCUGCAGCAGCAGCAGUAGCAUCGACUCACGCAUUGACUCACACCCCUCCCUCCACGCUCACACUCAGCACGCAUACAGACACGCACGCACGCGCGCGCACGCACCCACGCUCCCUUCUCUCCGCAAGCAGCGACGCAGACCCUCCGGCGCUGGUCACCACCACACAUCCGUCCCAACCAUCUCGACAUCUUCGAGUCACCAUGGAGCUAGACUUUGGACAUUUCGACGAGAGGGACAAGGCGUCCCGCAACCCGCGCGGCGGGCGCCUGAACGGACUCCCCAGCCCGACCCACAGCGCCCACUGCAGCUUCUACCGCACGCGCACCCUGCAGGCCCUCACCAACGAGAAGAAGGCCAAGAAGGUGCGCUUCUACCGCAACGGGGACCGCUACUUCAAGGGCAUCGUGUACGCCGUGGCCAACGACCGCUUCCGCACCUUCGACGCGCUGCUGGCCGACCUGACGCGCUCGCUCUCCGACCACAUCAACCUGCCGCAGGGCGUCCGCUUCAUCUUCACCAUCGACGGCACGCGCAAGAUCUGCUCCAUGGAUGAGCUGGAGGAAGGGGAAAGCUACGUCUGCGCCUCGGAGAACAACUACAAGAAGGUCGACUACACGAAGAACGUCAACCCCAACUGGUCCGUGAACGUGAAGGCCUCGGCGAGUCAGAAGCACAUGCAGGCCUUCGCCGCCAGGGCCGCCGCCACCGCCGCCGCCGACUCCUCCGGCGAGGGGAAGGACUUCGUCCGGCCCAAGCUGGUGACGGUGAUGCGCAGCGGCGUGAAGCCGCGCAAGGCCGUGCGCAUCCUGCUCAACAAGAAGACGGCGCACUCCUUCGAGCAGGUGCUCACCGACAUCACGGAGGCCAUCAAGCUGGAGAGCGGCGUGGUGAAGAGGAUCUACACGCUGGACGGGAAGCAGGUGACCUGCCUUCAAGAUUUCUUUGGCGAGGACGACGUCUUCAUCGCGUGUGGACCGGAGAAAUUCCGCUACGCCCAGGACGACUUCUCCCUGGAUCAGAACGAAUGCAGAGUGAUGAAAGGAGCCAAAGCUCAACGUGGUUCAAUCAAGAGUCCUGGUCCGAUCAGGCGCAUCAAGUCUCCUGCUGAAUCAACCAACGGGACGGGCUCCAGCAGCCAGCUCUCCACCCCCAACAGUCCAGGCCUCAACAACAAGCAGAAGGAUCUCUACUUGCCCUUAUCUCUGGACGACGACGACUCCCUCGGCGAGUCGAUGUAGACCCUCCUUUUCUUUUUUUGGCCUGAAACACAGAGGUUUUUGUACCUCUGCUGCUUCCCACCUUGCUCCCAGUGCCACCUGUUGUUGUCUAGGAGAACAAAUUUAUUUGUCUUUUUAAGGCCUUAGCCUCCGGGGGCUAUGACGCCAUUUGCUGCUUGAGAAUAGGGGUUGGUUUAUUUUUUUUUUCUCAAAUCUGUUUCACCCACGUUGCAAAAAAAUGAGCUCAAUAAAAAAAAAAGGGCACGCGGUUCACUAACCAGGUGAUUACACGCUGUGGGAAAUGUCCCUUUUUGGUCGAAGGGUGCACUCUUUCUUUAAUAUUUGUCACGGAAUUCCAAGCAGCAAAUGGAUAUUUCUAGGGGUGUUAGUCAGAGCUGACCUAACUUUUCUUUUUUUUCUUUUUUUUUGUCUUUUCUAUCACUUGUAUUCGUGACGUUUCCUCUGUGUCCUCCCGUCCUACAGCCUAAGGUGUGAGAGGUAAAUGGUUCUGCUAAGCCCGACGGUCUUUCCUACGCGCUGUAAAUACCGUGCACAGCUACCCCAUCACGACACCCCCCCGCCCAUCGCUCUGCUCCCAUGUCCGUCCUCACAAAAGUCCCACCACGUAGGGGGGUGGGGGGGGGUGAGUGGGAUGCUGCUCCUGACUGAGGAGGAUUAUGGGAAGCCGCAGCCUCCUCCAGUCAUGUCCCCCGUCCCCCAACUGAAUUAUAUAAACGAGACGAUUAUACAACCCUGAAUAAAAUGAUCCUUUUUUUUAAACCACAGUGGAGGCCUGAACAUCCUUCCUGUGGCAAUGAUUGGCAUUCGUCUCAUCGGGGGACAUGAAGUAACCUCCCACGUAGCCCUCCGCGAUGCCUCUGUGUUGCCGUUUCCUCUAUUUUGGAGCCUCCUGCAUAGACGCUAUACAUGGUACACAUCUGUGUUUUUUAGAUUUUCAUCAAACCGCAGUGCAUGAUGUUAAAUGAUUCUGAAAACUUGAGACUGAGCUGAUUUUGAAGGACGUAAUGGUGCAUAAAAAAAAAAAAAACAACCAAAGGAAAACUUAUUGGGGCCCUUUUUUUUAUAAAAUAAAAAAAAAAAUCUUCAAAAA